Messenger RNA from Melanotaenia boesemani (Boeseman's rainbowfish), 3495 nucleotides. It is a transcript of the gene scdb, whose product is annotated as stearoyl-CoA desaturase b. Gene Ontology annotation, molecular function: stearoyl-CoA 9-desaturase activity; iron ion binding; palmitoyl-CoA 9-desaturase activity. The record is from RefSeq and is a predicted model, not a curated record. Gene Ontology annotation, cellular component: endoplasmic reticulum membrane. The transcript has 6 exons. NCBI's taxonomy places the organism in Eukaryota, Metazoa, Chordata, Actinopteri, Atheriniformes, Melanotaeniidae. Gene Ontology annotation, biological process: response to fatty acid; unsaturated fatty acid biosynthetic process. The coding region runs from base 137 to 1138 and encodes 333 amino acids.
ACAGCCCCAGAACAGACAAUAAAAGCGCUGCAGGGACUGAGAAUCAACGCACCAGUGUUGCAUCUUCAAUCAACACCUUUUUUGUACUUGGCAUUGGCGACCCAAGAACUGCCUGUUUAACCCGGGUAAAAGAAAGAUGACCGUCGGUGAAACCAGGAUUCAUCACGCUGGCAAGCAGCUAAACGGAGAUGCCAUGGUCGAAAACUCGACUGUGGAUGAUGUUUUUGACGACACCUAUAAGGCGAAAGCGCAGAAGCCACCGCGGAUAUUGGUGUGGAGAAAUAUCAUACUGAUGUCUGCUUUGCAUUUUGGUGCGCUUUAUGGACUGGUUCUCAUUCCUUCCGCGUCGAAUUCAACUCUUGCCUGGACUGCAGUGUGCUACCUCCUCAGUGCUCUUGGUGUGACUGCUGGUGCACAUAGAUUAUGGAGCCACAGAUCUUAUAAGGCUUCUUUCCCUUUGCGAGUCUUCCUUGCUCUUGCCAAUUCAAUGGCGUUUCAGAAUGACAUUUAUGAGUGGGCGAGGGAUCACCGUGUCCACCACAAGUACUCUGAGACAGAUGCAGACCCUCAUAAUGCAAUGCGGGGCUUCUUCUUCUCCCACAUUGGUUGGCUGCUGGUUCGCAAGCAUCCUGAUGUCAUUGAAAAGGGGCAGAAAAUGGAGCUGUCGGACUUGAAGGCAGAUGAAGUGGUGAUGUUUCAGAGACGGCACUACAAGCUCUGUGUGGUGAUUCUUUGCUUCCUUGUACCCAUGUUGGUACCCUGGUACUUCUGGGGUGAGUCUUUACUUGUGGGGUAUUUUGUCCCUGGACUCCUGAGGUACGCAGUGGUGCUAAAUGCGACCUGGCUGGUCAACAGUGCUGCACACAUAUGGGGCAACAGGCCUUAUGACAUGACCAUCAACCCGAGGGAGAAUCCAUUUGUUGCUUUCAGUGCCGUAGGGGAAGGCUUCCACAACUAUCAUCACACAUUUCCCUUUGACUAUGCCACAAGUGAGUUUGGCUGCAAGCUCAAUGUCACCACUGCCUUCAUUGACCUCAUGUGCUUCAUGGGUCUGGCCAAAGACUGUAAGAGGGUUUCAAAGGAAAUGAUAAUUGCACGUAUGAAGCGAACGGGUGACAGCAGCAACAAGAGUGGCUGAGUCAGUUGCACUACAAAGCUCUUUAACUGAUAGUAUGUGCCGAACCGAGACAGAAAGUAGCAACAAGUAUAGCAGCAUUUCACUGGUGGAGGGUGAUUACCAUGCUUGUGAUUAUCAGUUAAAUCUCUGAGACUAAUUUUUUGGCUUUAAGGAGUUUGUCCUAUAAAGGUUGUGGUUCUCUUAAAUUUGAAGUGCCCGCACAGACUGUUUGCAACAGAUAGCUGGUUGACUACACGUGCAGCUUUGUCACUGUGUCAUCAAACAGGCAUACGAAAGAAUAAAUGUGGUUUUGCUUUAAAGUGUGGAGAAAGCAGUAAUUACAGAGUAAAAUUCUGUACUUUGUAUUUAUUAAUUUGCUAUUUAUUAAUAGUCUUUGGCACUUUGAAUGCUUUAUUGAAACCCUUAAAAGUGCAGUUUCUCUGCAGGCAAGAUUAAAGUCAUUUUGCUCUAAUUUCUGUCAGUGGUGCUUUGUUUCAUCCCACAAAGAGUUGAAGUUUAUAAAAUCCCCAGUCUUUUUUUUUUUUUUUUUUUUUUUUUUUACUUCGGCUAAAGCUUUUUGGUAAGCUAGUUAUUUUUACUUGAAUACAAGCUGCUGUUAAAGGCCAAUGUCAACAUAGCCAGGCCUCUAUGGAGGUUUUACCAAGUGUCAAACCUGAAAAGACGAAUACACUUCAGAUGUGUUGUACUUGGAUACUUAAAUACCCAGUGUAUCCAUUUGUCUGGUUGCUGAGGAUUAACUUUCCUAGAUAUUAUAACUGGAUUUCUCUUAAAAAACAAAAAACUGUGGUUGAGAUGUUAAGCAGCCUCAUAUUUCAUUAUUAACCCUCUUCAUUUUAUGCCUCCUAAAUGAAUCGUAGGCCCAUACCUCUUAAUGAUUUAAAAGUAGUUAAUCAUUUGAAAUAACGUUGCAAUCCUUUUUGAAAUGCUCAUGUUCUUCAGAUUAAACCAAUGAGACAUAAGUGGAAAGUGCAUUUACCUUUGUGACCUAUUAAUAGUCAGGGGUGGGAUAUGGACUCACUGCUGUUGGAAUAUGGUCAUUGAGCUCUUUAUUUGCCAAAUGUAAUAUUUGGUAAUUGUAGUGUUUGUUUUCAAGUAGAGAAGAAAAAAAAUGGCAUGAAUUCGAAAGAAACAAUUUAGUAUUUUGUCACCUCUCUGGCUUUUGAUAACUUGCAUUUCUCAAGAAAUGAAUUUUAAUAGAUAUAUUUCAGUUUCUAUCUUUCUUGUACAGUUGUUUAAAAAUCAUGUUUACAGGAUGCAUCUAUAUUAGUGUUUUACCUCCAAUGGUAAAAAAAGAUAAUUCCAUAGAUUGAGAUUCGGGUUAUUUGCUGACCAAGUCCCUGAUUACUCUGUGGUACUCUUGGUUUUGAAUGUCAAAAUAAACCCAAAAAUUACAAUGCACACCGGUGCAUUUAUUGUAGAGGUAAUCAUCCAGGUUCCUUACUUAACGUACGCCUAAUAUCAGCUGUGGAAAUUUUUCUUCAGGCAGUCAGUCAUCUCCUCGUCUAGUCCAAAUUUGUAAUUUGUCUCUCUCAUCCAGGAAUCUACAGUCAAUGACGACUUCAACCCACAAAUUUCAUUGAACUGAUUUCUGUUUGACCAUAAAUUCUGUUUCUGCUCUUUCUCAUCUCUUAUUUUGAAUUUUCUAUUUUCAGGCUGAUUAUUUUAAAGGUUUCUGUCCCAAUGCUUUGACGUGUUUGGGUUACAUGUAUGUUUCCCUUUUUUACAGCUUUCCCUUUUUGUUUGUACUUGGUUCAAACGUCAGACACAUUACAAAUAUUUUGCCACGCUCAGAUUUGAAUUUGAAGGACUUUUAUAAUCCUUUACAUUAUUUCCACUGACAGCCUGGUGCAGUUAUUUAUUUUAGAAAUGCAAAUUACAAGGUGAUUCAAUUUUUUCCCCCUCUACUUGAUUUUCUUGAGGGGGGGGAAAGCUAUGAAUGAAAUCUAUUCAGCUGAGUGAACACCCUUCAAGAGUGGGAUUUAUUUUAACAGACGUUGUAUAAAAAUGUUGGGCCUUACAAGGGUGCACACAUUUAAAAUUCAAAGUGUUAAAUGCAGAGAGAAAACACCUGAAUCUUUGUCUAACCGUUUUAGAGUGGGUUGGCUUUUAAGAAACACCUGUAAUCCCUGUUCAUUUAUGUCAAAAUAAAAAUGCUUAAAUUUGGGUUACUGCCAUUUAACUCUUGUGUAAACAAAAACUGCAUUAAAACAAUUAAACUUGUUCAAAGAUACUGUUGUAACAAUGACUAUUCCUCUUUUACAAAGCAGCACUUUUCUAGUGUUGAAAAUGGCACCUUUAUUUCUAAAGAAUGUUUUUGUAUGUAUUGUAUGGACUAUAAAUAAACCAAAUUUGUACUC